Molecule: messenger RNA, 2880 nt
Organism: Drosophila suzukii
Lineage: Eukaryota; Metazoa; Arthropoda; Insecta; Diptera; Drosophilidae
Gene: Ubqn
Product: ubiquilin
Biological process (GO): ubiquitin-dependent protein catabolic process
Cellular component (GO): cytosol
Molecular function (GO): polyubiquitin modification-dependent protein binding
Source: RefSeq, a predicted model, not a curated record
GAAAAAUCGAAUCGAGCGUAUGUGUGUGCCUGUGUGUGUGGGUGUGAGUGAGAAAGUGACGAAUUACUUUUCAUCAAAUGGGAAAUAAUUUAGUUUGAAAACACGUAUCUACCCAGAGCACCAACAAAAAUUCAAGUCUUACACAAUUUAGACACAAGCGAGCUAAAUCGGCGCAGGCAAACCAACAACACGAAAACGCGACAACUACACCAUCGAAAUGGCGGAAGGCGGCAGCAAGCGCAUCAACGUGGUUGUAAAAACGCCAAAGGACAAGAAGACGGUCGAGGUUGACGAAGAUUCUGGAAUCAGAGAGUUCAAAAUUCUGGUGGCACAAAAGUUCGAGGCCGAGCCCGAGCAGCUAGUGCUCAUUUUUGCCGGCAAAAUUAUGAAGGACACGGACACACUGAAGAUGCACAACAUCAAGGACAACCUGACGGUGCAUCUGGUGAUCAAGGCGCCGACGCGCAACAACGAGGUGCCCGCCCGCCAACCGGCGGAUGUGCGCCAAACGCCCUUUGGCCUCAACCAGUUCGGUGGCCUGGCCGGCAUGGAGGCCCUGGGAGCCGGAUCGAACACCUUCAUGGACCUGCAGGCGCGCAUGCAGAACGAGCUGCUCAACAACGGCGACAUGCUGCGCUCCCUGAUGGACAAUCCGUUGGUGCAGCAGAUGAUGAACAAUCCGGAUACGAUGCGCCAGCUGAUCACAUCGAAUCCCCAGAUGCAGGACCUCAUGCAGCGCAACCCGGAGAUCUCGCACAUGCUCAACAAUCCGGACCUGCUGCGCCAGACCAUGGAGUUGGCCCGCAAUCCCUCGAUGCUCCAGGAGCUGAUGCGUUCGCACGACCGGGCCAUGUCCAAUCUGGAGUCAGUGCCGGGCGGCUAUAGUGCCCUGCAGCGCAUCUACCGCGACAUCCAGGAGCCGAUGAUGAACGCGGCCACCGAAUCCUUUGGUCGCAACCCCUUCGCCGGGCUAGUCGAUGGCGGUGUGGGGGCCGGCAUCAAUCCGCAACAGGGCACCGAGAACCGCAACCCAUUGCCGAAUCCCUGGGGCGGCGGCGGCGCCAAUUCGGGAACCAAUGGCACUGGAGCCGGCAGCGGCACUGGCAACCGAACGGGAGAUCUGCCGCCAAACAAUGUUCUCAACACGCCGGCCAUGCGCAGCCUGCUCCAGCAGAUGGCCGACAAUCCGGCCAUGAUGCAGAACCUGCUGAACGCGCCCUACACGCGUUCCAUGAUGGAAUCCAUGUCACAGGACCCGGACAUGGCCUCGCGCCUGCUGAGCAGCAGCCCGCUCCUGUCCAACAACCCCGCCCUGCAGGAGCAGGUGCGUCAGAUGAUGCCGCAAUUCAUGGCCCAGAUGCAGAACCCUGAGGUGAUGAACAUGCUGACCAACCCCGAUGCGAUGAACGCCAUCCUGCAGAUCCAGCAGGGCAUGGAGCAGCUGCGCAGCGCGGCCCCCGGUCUUGUUGGCACCCUGGGCAUUCCACCGCCACCGCCGGGAGUCAACUCCGCCACGGAUCCGGCCAGCGGCGAUGGAAGUGGCGGCGGUACCACCACCAACAACGUUUCGCCUAGCAGCGGCCUCAAUGCCGGCAACCCCGCCACCGGCGCCCCAAGCCUGGCUCCGGGCGGUGGUCCCAACGCGCAGCUUUUCAACGACUUCAUGAUGCGCAUGCUCAACGGGAUGUCGAACAACGCGGACAGCACACAGCCGCCGGAGGUGCGCUACCAGUCACAGCUGGAGCAACUGGCAGCGAUGGGCUUCGCCAAUCGGGAUGCUAACUUGCAGGCUCUGAUCGCCACCUUCGGGGACAUUAAUGCGGCAGUGGAGCGACUACUGUCCCUAAACCAGUUGUCCCUGAGUUAACAACGUUAAGCCAUUUCCAAACUGUACACAACCUGUCUAUAUAUCUACGAACUACAUCUAUAUCUACCACUAUAGCCCUGGAGAACGCGAAUGAGAACACAACGAGAAGAUGACGAGAAAGGGGGACGGGGUCCUUGUCCUAAAGCCAGCCCCCAGAACCCCCGGAACCCCACACACAAAUUCAACGGUCGGCGCUGAUUGCCGCUUAUUCCUCCCAUUAAGCCGGAAAUAUCUUGAAUCCUUCAUAACCGAACACAACACACACACAGACACCAAUUCCACACGAGCAUGGGGCGCCUAGAGAACGGCAGAUAUUAGAUGAUACGUCGCCGGUGAGAGAGAUAAAUAGAGAUCGCAUACCAAAGUGUCGGCACUUGCGUAGUUGAUAUCAUUUUUUUUUAUUAUUUACAUUUUGAGAACGUUUUGGAGAGAUCCGAAAGCUCUGUAAGACACCUGAGAACCCUUUAAGCGGAAAUGUGUUAAACGAAACCCAAUUUGAAUAUGCAUAUGUUAGGCAUAUAUCCUGCACACCCAGACACAGACACACACAAACACACACAACACUCCCAAACAGAACCCUUUUGCGCAUUCAAACUAUCCGAGAACUUGAUUGUUUUUCAAUAAAUUUGAACAGGUUUGUGCUCUCUUGUGUCAUUAUUGAUAAUGUAACUUGAUUGCCAUGAACACUCGUGUAAAUUCCAGUUGUGUGCUUCAGGAUCAGAGGUUUAAGUCCUAGCAAUCGGGUGCUAUUGGUUCUGUUUCCCCUCCCUUUCUCGCAAUCCGAAAAUGUUCUGCAAAUGAAAGUGAAAAACGGGACAACAUACAGUAGAUAUCGGCUAAAUGCAAUAACGCGGAGUAAGCGGCGAAAUCUUUACAUGCUGAUAUGCUAGAAUAUGUAUACAAGCAAUACAAGUAGUCAAAAUGGUUAUCGAUUCGUUAAUGUAAGAGUAAUCUCCAAGCGUUAUUUACCUUAAACCUCCCAUCCGUUUAAAAUAAUAAAAGUGUAAAAAGUU